CACACGACGACGAUAUCAGGAAGAUAUCUGUUACUCAAAGAGCGCCGGCGUCGGCAGACAACACACCACCGCCGCGAGCUGCAGCCGUUAGUCGCCUGCGCACCAUGUACGCUUGACCAAACUCACGCGCACUCGUGAAACUCAGUUGCCUGUACUAGGGCAGCAAACUACAAAACGAUAGAAACAAGUGUUGUGACGCUCCAGUUACCAUGACCAGUGAGGGUAAUAUAGAUCUUGAUGCGAUCCUGUCGCAGGUUGGUCAGUUUGGCCGAUACCAAGUCAAGACCUACUGCUUCUUCAUGCUGCCCAUUAUGUUCAGCGCCGUCUACAAUUCUCAGUUUGUUUUUGCUGCCAGUGCUACUGAUCACAGAUGUCUAGUCCCCGAGUGCGAGUCGUCGCCGCCGCAGUUCCAGCCGGGCGAGUGGGGGUCGUGGGCAUUCGGCGACGGCGACGGUCGCUGCGAGCGGCUUGUGCCCAUCGAUGACUCCUGCAAUCCGGACUCCUUCAAUUUUAACGAAACUAAGCAGUGCAAUGCUUGGAUCUAUAUGACUAACAACUCAAUUGUGUCUACAUUUGACCUGGCAUGUCAGGAGUGGAAGCGUACGCUAGUUGGCACCAUCCACAGCGCUGGUCUGUUCGCUGCAAUGCCUAUUACUGGUUACAUAUCAGAUACUUUAGGUCGUCGCACAGCGCUCAUCUUAACCGCGGUAUCAGCAGGCGUUGCGGGUGUUAUUCGCUCCUUUUCCACUGGAUACGUGAUGUAUCUCGUCUUCGAGUUUGCCGACGCCACCUUCGGUUCCGGCGUUUACAGCACCUGCUUUAUUCUUGCCCUUGAAAUGGUGGGACUCAACAGAAGAGUGCUAGGAGGCAACAUAAUUUCAAUUAUGUUUGCACUGGGACAGGUAUACCUGGCGUUAGUGGCGUGGGGCGUUCCCAACUGGAGAACAUUGACGCAAGUCUUGUAUGCUCCAUCGCUGCUUUUCGUCUUUUAUAUCCUUUUCAUCGAAGAGAGUGUGAGGUGGUUGCUCAGCAAGGGGAGGAAGAAGGAUGCUGCCAAGAUUAUAUUCAAAGUAGCAGCUACCAAUAACAAAAAACUUUCGCCAGAAACGAUCAAGCAAUUAAAUGAUGAUACGGUAAUAUUUCUACAGACCAGGGAAACAAAAACCCAGCAGGCGAGUAAAGACGCUGAAGCGGUGGAGCUUAAGCCGAAACAGAGAUCGCUGGCAAUGCAGGUGAUUCAAUCGCGGAUAUUAAUGACUCGGGUAUGCAUCUGUUCUUUUUGGUGGAUCGCUGUCACGUUCACGUACUACGGUUUGUCCAUCAACUCCGUAUCGCUGGUGGGUAAUAUGUACGUCAACUACAUCUUGACUGCGCUCGUCGAGAUCCCCGGGUAUGCAAUCAGUGUGUUGACACUCGACUGGUUCGGGCGGAAGAAAUCUAUCAUGACGGCGUUCACCAUCUGCGGUCUUUCACUGAUCGGUCUGGCGUUUACCCCAAGUAAUUUGCAGUGGCUGAUGACGACGUUGAACCUACUGGGCAAGCUGUGCAUAAGCAUGGCGUUUAGCAGCAUCUACAUUUACACGUCAGAGCUGUUCCCGACAGUGGCGCGCCACCGGCUACUCGCCGCCUGCUCCAUGUUCGGCAGGAUAGGCAACCUGGUCGCGCCGCAAACACCGUUACUAGCGUCUUACAUGGAGACACUGCCGUACUUGAUCUUCGGAGUGAUGGCGAUAAUAUCGGCGUUGUUGAUGCUGCUUACGCCGGAAACGCUUAAUAAGCGGCUGCCCGAUACAGUCGAGGAGGCCGAGGGCAUUGCCCCUCUUGCACCCUCCCACAACGCAGGCGCACCCGUGCAGACGCCGUAAAGCCAUGGUCCAGUGUCUAUUAAGUAUGAUAAAAAGAGGAUGAUUUUGAUUGUAUUUAUUAACUAUGACUAAGAUUUUUUAUCUCUUUUUAAUUUGUUCAAAUUUUAUGAAGCUGACAAUCUCUACGGUUACAUAAUGCUCGAUCAUGUUUAAAUAGUACAUAUGUUUUACUAGGGAAAAAUAAGGUAGCUGUGUAAAUAAAUCCUCGCUUGUGUCUGGGGUCAAAAGUAUCAAUUUCUUUCCGGUAACAUUGGUGUUCAUGUUCCACACGACGUUUUUCAGUGCAUUUGUGAGAAAACAGCCUUGUUGUUUGCUUUCCCACGUCGUCGAUUCCAUAAUGUACAGAUUAUUUGAACUACUCAUAUUUAUUUGUAUUACCAAAAU
Hyposmocoma kahamanoa is the source of this 2249-nucleotide messenger RNA. RefSeq names its product organic cation transporter protein-like. Gene Ontology annotation, cellular component: membrane. Gene Ontology annotation, biological process: transmembrane transport. The record is from RefSeq and is a predicted model, not a curated record. Bases 210 to 1865 code for a protein of 551 amino acids. Gene Ontology annotation, molecular function: transmembrane transporter activity. The transcript has 7 exons. Lineage: Eukaryota; Metazoa; Arthropoda; Insecta; Lepidoptera; Cosmopterigidae.